Messenger RNA from Closterium sp. Naga37s-1, 2731 nucleotides. NCBI's taxonomy places the organism in Eukaryota, Viridiplantae, Streptophyta, Zygnematophyceae, Desmidiales, Closteriaceae. The record is from the annotation of a GenBank genome assembly.
AAAUUUGAAGAAUAAUAUUCUUACCGGCACCAUUCCCAACAGCCUCACACUUCUCACGGGACUCAAACGAUUAGACUUCAGCAACAAUAAUUUCGCCUUUUCAAUUCCAGCUGGAUUCAGAAGCCUCUUUUCCUUGCAAUAUCUGAACAUUGGAAGCAAUGCAAUGUUUGGAUCCAUUCCGGACAGUUUCAGCUUGCUCACUGCACUCUUAGGCUUAUCCUUGAGCAAUAAUGAGUUCACCGGGUCCAUUCCAGCUGGAAUUGGAAACCUUGCGUCCCUAAGAUACUUGAAACUGAGUUUCAACCUUUUGACAGGCUCCAUACCCAAAAGAUUCACCUUCCUCACAUCACUCGAACACCUCGAGUUGAAUGGCAAUCAACUCACCGGUUCAAUUCCAGCUGGACUUGGAGAACUGACUGCUCUGAAGUACCUGUUAUUGGACAAUAAUCAACUCACCGGGUCAAUUCCAGCUGCACUUCGAAACGCGGCUGCAUUAAAAUACCUAAGUUUCAAGAAUAAUUACUUGACCGGUUCCAUUCCCAACAGUCUCACCUUGCUCACAGGACUUGAACAACUAGGCUUAAGCAACAAUCAGCUCACCCGCUAUAUUCCUUCUGCAUUUGGAAACCUUUCGUCGCUGAUAUUCUUGGAAUUAGGAGGCAAUUCUUUGACUGGCUUUAUUCCUGAAAGCAUCACCCUCCUCAGAUCACUUGCACGAUUGGACUUGAGCAGGAACCAGUUCACUGGAUAUAUACCUGCUAGGAUUGGAAACCUUGCUUCCUUGAGAUACGUGUCUUUGAGUACAAAUCGCUUGAGUGGGUCCAUUCCAGCAACUAUGGGCAACAUGACCAACUUGCAGAUUCUGCGACUGAGCAACAACAACCUAUCAGGACUCAUCCCACCACUGAUAAAAAGCAUGCAGAAGCUAGAUCUCAGUGCGAAUCUUUUGAGUGGAUCCAUUCCUGCAGAUAUCGGCAACAUGACCAGGUUGCUUUAUCUGAAGUUGGCAAACAACCGCUUAAGUGGAUCUAUCCCAGCAGCCAUAAAUCGCCUCACCAGCCUUACGUUUCUAGAUUUGAGUGCCAAUCACUUGCACAGCUCCAUUCCUGCCGGUUAUAGCACGCUCGUUGACUUGAAGUUUCUGUCCCUUGGGAACAACAAUCUGUCUGGACCCAUUCCAGAAUCAUUAAUGGAACUCACCAACUUAAAGACCAUAUCCUUUAGCAACAAUGCAUUCAGUGGCACCAUUCCCAAGCUCAUUUCAAGCCUUGGGCGCCUUGAAUCCCUUAAAGUGGCUCACAACAAUCUCAGUGGGUCCAUUCCCAUCACAAUGCAGAGCCUUGAGAGACUUCAAGUCCUGCACAUGAACAAUAACCAGUUCUCUGGGAGUAUUUCUGGCGUCAUCAACCUGCCUAAUCUGAUCCAUCUGAAUCUUGGCAACAACGUGCUUAAUGGCUCCAUUCCGACGUUCUUUGAUCAGAUUUCUGCACGCACCAGCAUGGUGUUAAGUGGGAAUCAGCUGAGUGGCUCCAUCCCAUCCUCCAUGGCCUAUGCGAGUCGCUUGCAACGCUUGUGGUUGGACUACAAUCAAUUGAGUGGGCCUUUACCCGACACAUUUGUAACUCUAUCAGAGCUUACCUCUUUGAGAGUUGACGCAACGAGCCUCAGCGGAGCGCUGCCAAGCUCGCUUGGAAGCCUCACUUCGCUCAAAAUUUUGAACAUAAGUGGCACUAGCCUCACGUGCCCUGCUGACUACACCAGCUGUGGCCCCUCCCAAUCACCCAACUCAUUGUUCUGCCAGACAUGCAACUCCUUCUGUCAAACCUGCGGCACGGCAGCCGUUACCAGCAGCAGCAGUGGCAGUGGCGAUUCUUCGCCAGCAGCAUCUGGAGGUGUAUCAAUGGGAGCCAUCGUUGGCAUUGCUGUUCCUGCAGUCGUCAUUCUCCUCCUUCUGGCUGCCGUACUCCUCUUCUUCAGGCGCAGGAGACAGCAGGGGCCAGCUGGCAGUCUGGCAGCGUUGCACUGCACGGAGUUUUCGCUGGAGGAGGUCCUCCAGGCCACCAACAACUGGUCAGACGACAACCUGCUUGGCUCGGGUACCUUUGGUGAUGUCUACAAGGGCGUCUCUCCCCGCGAUGGCAAAACCGAGUGGGCUGUGAAGCGCGCCAAGCUCAUGGAUGUGGACUUCCAGAAAGAGAUCGUGCAAAUGGCCAACAAGAACCAUUCCAACAUCGUGCGCCUGCUUGGGUUCGCGGUGGGAGGGGACUUGAGGACACGGCCAGAGCACGUCUUGAUCUACGAGUUCGUGUCCAACGGUGACCUCCACAAGUGGAUUAAGACAAAGACACCUUCUACUCUGAGUCUGCAGCAGCGGCUGGACAUUCUCAUUGGUGCUGCAUGUGGUCUCAAGUACCUCCAUAGCUUUGACAUUGUGCAUCGCGACAUCAAACCCGCCAACAUCCUCAUCACCAACGACAUGCAGGCCAAGAUUGCAGACUUUGGGCUUAUGAGGGAGGGAGAGGGCAAAGUUAUGGGAGAGGGCACCACUGUGGGAGAGGGCACCACACAAGUGAUGGGAACACCGGGCUAUGUGGAUCCCGUAUACUCCAAGUCGUCACAGGCAACCACCGCCAGUGAUGUCUACAGCUUUGGUGUGCUCAUGCUUGUGGUGCUCUCUGGACGCCCUCCAUUUUCUGAAUUUGCUGGGGAGACCAAACACAUCCUCCUGAUC